Messenger RNA from Saccostrea echinata, 7168 nucleotides. RefSeq names its product fibrillin-2-like. Gene Ontology annotation, biological process: Notch signaling pathway. Gene Ontology annotation, molecular function: Notch binding; calcium ion binding. Lineage: Eukaryota; Metazoa; Mollusca; Bivalvia; Ostreida; Ostreidae. The record is from RefSeq and is a predicted model, not a curated record.
AUGGUGGUAACGGGAGAUGGUUUUGAUGAAUGUACCAAUGAACCUUGCAGGAACAAUGGAACAUGUGUGGACCUCAUCAAUGAUUAUGAAUGUCUUUGUAUUCCUGGAUUUAAUGGCACCAACUGCACAAAUAGUAUUAAUGAAUGAGUGGAUGAACCUUGUAAUAACAAUGGAACAUGUGUAGAUUUGAUAAACAAAAAAUGUCAAUGUGUUCCUGGAUUCAAUGGAACAAAUUGCAAGGAGAAUAUUGAUGAAUGUGCUGAAAAUCCAUGUCAGAACAAUGGAACAUGUGUAGACUUCAUCAAUGAUUACCAAUGUAACUGUGUUGCAGGAUUUAAUGACACAAACUGUACAAACAAUAUCAACGAAUGUGUGGACGAUCCUUGUCAAAACAAUGGAACAUGUGUAGACCUCAUAAACAACUACGAAUGUCAGUGUGUUCCUGGAUUCAAUGGAUCCAACUGUGAGGAGAAUAUUGAUGAAUGUGCUGAAAAUCCUUGCCAGAACAAUGGAACAUGUGUGGACCUCGUCAAUGAUUACGAAUGUAGCUGUGUUCCUGGAUUUAAUGACACUAAUUGUACAAACAAUAUUGACGAAUGUUCUGAUGAACCUUGCCAGAAUUAUGGAACUUGUGUGGACCUCAUCAAUGGUUACGAAUGUCUUUGUAUUCCUGGAUUCAAUGAAACAAACUGCACAAAUGAUAUCAAGGAAUGUGUAGAUGAACCUUGUCAAAGUAAUGGAACUGACCUCAUUAACAACUAGGAAUGUAAAUGUGUUACCAACUGCGAGGAAAAUAUUGAUGAAUGUGCUGAAAAUCCAUGUCAGAACAAUGGAACAUGUGAGGACCUCAUCAAUGAUUUCAACUGUAGCUGUAUUCCAGGAUUUAAUGGAACUCACUGCCAGGAGAAUAUUGAUGAGUGUGCUGACAAUCCAUGUCAGAACAAUGGAACAUGUGUAGACCUCAUCAACGAUUACCAAUGUGACUGUAUUCCAGGAUUUAAUGGAACUGACUGUGAGGAGAAUAUUGAUGAAUGUGCUGAAAAUCCAUGUCAGAACAAUGGAACCUGUGUGGACCUCAUCAAUGAUUACCAAUGUGACUGUGUUGCAGGAUUUAAUGACACAAACUGUACAAACAAUAUUGACGAAUGUGCCAAUGAACCGUGUCAGAACAAUGGUACAUGUGAGGACCUCAUCAAUGAUUACAACUGUAGCUGUGUUCCUGGAUUUAAUGGAACUAACUGUGAGGAGAAUAUUGACGAAUGUGCUGAAAGCCCUUGUCAGAACAAUGGAACAUGUGUAGACCUCAUCUACGAUUAUCAAUGUGACUGUAUUCCAGGAUUUAAUGGAACUGACUGUGAGGAGAAUAUUGAUGAAUGUGCUGAAAAUCCAUGUCAGAACAAUGGAACAUGUGUGGACCUCAUCAAUGAUUACCAAUGUGACUGUGUUGCAGGAUUUAAUGACACAAACUGUACAAACAAUAUUGACGAAUGUUCUGAUGAACCUUGCCAGAAUUAUGGAACUUGUGUGGACCUCAUCAAUGAUUACGAAUGUCUUUGUAUUCCUGGAUUCAAUGGAACAAACUGCACAAAUGAUAUCAACGAAUGUGUAGAUGAACCUUGUCAAAAUAAUGGAACAUGCGUAGACCUCAUUAACAACUACGAAUGUCAAUGUGUUACCAACUGCGAGGAAAAUAUUAAUGAAUGUGCUGAAAAUCCUUGUCAGAACAAUGGAACAUGUGAGAACCUCAUCAAUGAUUUCAACUGUAGCUGUGUUCCUGGAUUUAAUGGAACUCACUGCCAGGAGAAUAUUGAUGAGUGUGCUGACAAUCCAUGUCAGAACAAUGGUACAUGUGAGGACCUCAUCAAUGAUUACAACUGUAGCUGUGUUCCUGGAUUUAAUGGAACUAACUGUGAGGAGAAUAUUGAUGAAUGUGCUGAAAGCCCUUGUCAAAACAAUGGAACAUGUGUAGACCUCAUCAACGAUUACCAAUGUGACUGUAUUCCAGGAUUUAAUGGAGCUGACUGUGAGGAGAAUAUUGAUGAAUGUGCUGAAAAUCCAUGUCAGAACAAUGGGACAUGUGUGGAUCUCAUCAAUGAUUACCAAUGUGACUGUGUUGCAGGAUUUAAUGACACAAACUGUACAAACAAUAUUGACGAAUGUUCUGACGAACCUUGCCAGAAUUAUGGAACUUGUGUGGACCUCAUCAAUGAUUACGAAUGUCUUUGUAUUCCUGGAUUCAAUGGAACAAACUGCACAAAUGAUAUUGAUGAGUGUGCUGAAAAUCCUUGUCAACACAAUGGAACAUGUGUUGACCUCAUUAAUGAUUACAACUGUAGCUGUGUUCCUGGAUUUAAUGGAACUAACUGUGAGGAGAAUAUUGAUGAAUGUGCUGAAAGCCCUUGUCAAAACAAUGGAACAUGUGUAGACCUCAUCAACGAUUACCAAUGUGACUGUAUUCCAGGAUUUAAUGGAACUGACUGUGAGGAGAAUAUUGAUGAAUGUGCUGAAAAUCCAUGUCAGAACAAUGGAACAUGUGUGGAUCUCAUCAAUGAUUACCAAUGUGACUGUGUUGCAGGAUUUAAUGACACAAACUGUACAAACAAUAUUGAUGAAUGUGCUGAAAGCCCUUGUCAGAACAAUGGAACAUGUGUAGACUUCAUCAACGAUUACCAAUGUGACUGUAUUCCAGGAUUUAAUGGAACUGACUGUGAGGAGAAUAUUGAUGAAUGUGCUGAAAAUCCAUGUCAGAACAAUGGAACAUGUGUGGAUCUCAUCAAUGAUUACCAAUGUGACUGUGUUGCAGGAUUCAAUGACACUAAUUGUACAAACAAUAUUGAUGAAUGUGCAGAAAAUCCAUGUCAGAACAAUGGAACAUGUGUGGACCUCGUCAAUGAUUACCAAUGUGACUGUGUUGCAGGAUUUAAUGACACAAACUGUACAAAUAAUAUUGACGAAUGUGCCAGUGAACCGUGUCAGAACAAUGGAACAUGUGUGGACCUCAUCAAUGAUUACAACUGUAGCUGUGUUCCUGGAUUUAAUGGAACUAACUGUGAAGAGAAUAUUGAUGAAUGUGCUGAAAAUCCAUGUCAGAACAAUGGAACAUGUUUAGACUUCAUCAAUGAUUACCAAUGUGACUGUGUUGCAGGAUUCAAUGACACUAAUUGUACAAACAAUAUUGAUGAAUGUAGUGAAAAUCCAUGUCAGAACAAUGGAACAUGUGUGGACCUCAUCAAUGAUUACCAAUGUGACUGUGUUGCAGGAUUUGAUGACACAAACUGUACAAACAAUAUUGACGAAUGCGCCAGUGAACCGUGUCAGAACAAUGGUACAUGUGAGGACCUCAUCAAUGAUUACAACUGUAGCUGUGUUCCUGGAUUUAAUGGAACUAACUGUGAGGAGAAUAUUGAUGAAUGUGCUGAAAGGCCUUGUCAAAACAAUGGAACAUGUGUAGACCUCAUCAACGAUUACCAAUGUAACUGUAUUCCAGGAUUUAAUGGAACUGACUGUGAGGAGAAUAUUGAUGAAUGUGCUGAAAAUCCAUGUCAGAACAAUGGAACCUGUGUGGACCUCAUCAAUGAUUACCAAUGUGACUGUGUUGCAGGAUUUAAUGACACAAACUGUACAAACAAUAUAGAUGAAUGUGCCAGUGAACCGUGUCAGAACAAUGGUACAUGUGUGGACCUCAUCAACGAUUUUGAGUGUGUUUGUUCUCCUGGAUUCAAUGGCACGGACUGCACUAACGAUGUCAACGAAUGUAUGGACGAUCCUUGUCAGAAUAAUGGAACAUGUGUAGACCUCAUCAACAGCUACGAAUGCCUCUGUGUUCCCGGUUUCAAUGACACCAACUGCACAAACAAUAUUGAUGAAUGUAGUGAAAAUCCAUGUCAGAACAAUGGAACAUGUGCGGACCUCAUCAAUGAUUACCAAUGUGACUGUGUUGCAGGAUUUAAUGACACAAACUGUACAAACAAUAUUGAUGAAUGCGCCAGUAAACCGUGUCAGAACAAUGGUACAUGUGAGGACCUCAUCAAUGAUUACAACUGUAGCUGUGUUCCUGGAUUUAAUGGAACUAACUGCGAGGAGAAUAUUGAUGAAUGUGCUGAAAGCCCUUGUCAAAACAAUGGAACAUGUGUAGACCUCAUCAACGAUUACCAAUGUGACUGUAUUCCAGGAUUAAAUGGAACUGACUGUGAGGAGAAUAUUGAUGAAUGUGCUGAAAAUCCAUGUCAGAACAAUGGAACAUGUUUAGACUUCAUCAAUGAUUACCAAUGUGACUGUGUUGCAGGAUUCAAUGACACUAAUUGUACAAACAAUAUUGAUGAAUGUGCUGAAAAUCCAUGUCAGAACAAUGGAACAUGUGUGGACCUCAUCAAUGAUUACCAAUGUGACUGUGUUGCAGGAUUUGAUGACACAAACUGUACAAACAAUAUUGACGAAUGUGCCAGUGAACCGUGUCAGAACAAUGGUACAUGUGAGGACCUCAUCAAUGAUUACAACUGUAGCUGUGUUCCUGGAUUUAAUGGAACUAACUGUGAGGAGAAUAUUGAUGAAUGUGCUGAAAGCCCUUGUCAAAACAAUGGAACAUGUAUAGACCUCAUCAACGAUUACCAAUGUGGCUGUAUUCCAGGAUUUAAUGGAACUGACUGUGAGGAGAAUAUUGAUGAAUGUGCUGAAAAUCCAUGUCAGAACAAUGGAACCUGUGUGGACCUCAUCAAUGAUUACCAAUGUGACUGUGUUGCAGGAUUCAAUGACACUAAUUGUACAAACAAUAUUGAUGAAUGUGCUGAAAAUCCAUGUCAGAACAAUGGAACAUGUGUGGACCUCAUCAAUGAUUACCAAUGUGACUGUGUUGCAGGAUUUAAUGACACAAACUGUACAAACAAUAUUGACGAAUGUGCCAGUGAACCGUGUCAGAACAAUGGUACAUGUGAGGACCUCAUCAAUGAUUACAACUGUAGCUGUGUUCCUGGAUUUAAUGGAACUAACUGUGAGGAGAAUAUUGAUGAAUGUGCUGAAAGCCCUUGUCAAAACAAUGGAACAUGUAUAGACCUCAUCAACGAUUACCAAUGUGACUGUAUUCCAGGAUUUAAUGGAACUGACUGUGAGGAGAAUAUUGAUGAAUGUGCUGAAAAUCCAUGUCAGAACAAUGGAACCUGUGUGGACCUCAUCAAUGAUUACCAAUGUGACUGUGUUGCAGGAUUCAAUGACACUAAUUGUACAAACAAUAUUGAUGAAUGUGCUGAAAAUCCAUGUCAGAACAAUGGAACAUGUGUGGACCUCAUCAAUGAUUACCAAUGUGACUGUGUUGCAGGAUUUAAUGACACAAACUGUACAAACAAUAUUGACGAAUGUGCCAGUGAACCGUGUCAGAACAAUGGUACAUGUGAGGACCUCAUCAAUGAUUACAACUGUAGCUGUGUUCCUGGAUUUAAUGGAACUAACUGUGAGGAGAAUAUUGAUGAAUGUGCUGAAAGCCCUUGUCAAAACAAUGGAACAUGUAUAGACCUCAUCAACGAUUACCAAUGUGACUGUAUUCCAGGAUUUAAUGGAACUGACUGUGAGGAGAAUAUUGAUGAAUGUGCUGAAAAUCCAUGUCAGAACAAUGGAACCUGUGUGGACCUCAUCAAUGAUUACCAAUGUGACUGUGUUGCAGGAUUUAAUGACACAAACUGUACAAACAAUAUAGAUGAAUGUGCCAGUGAACCGUGUCAGAACAAUGGUACAUGUGUGGACCUCAUCAACGAUUUUGAGUGUGUUUGUUCUCCUGGAUUCAAUGGCACGGACUGCACUAAUGAUGUCAACGAAUGUAUGAACGAUCCUUGUCAGAAUAAUGGAACAUGUGUAGACCUCAUCAACAGCUACGAAUGCCUCUGUGUUCCCGGUUUCAAUGACACCAACUGCACAAACAAUAUUGAUGAAUGUGCUGAAAAUCCAUGUCAGAACAAUGGAACAUGUGUGGACCUCAUCAAUGAUUUCCAAUGUGACUGUGUUGCAGGAUUUAAUGACACAAACUGUACAAACAAUAUUGACGAAUGUGCCAGUGAACCGUGUCGGAACAAUGGAACAUGUAUAGACCUCAUCAAUGAUUACAACUGUAGCUGUGUUCCUGGAUUCAAUGGAACCAACUGUACAAAUAAUAUCAACGAAUGUGUGGAGGAACCGUGUCAGAACAAUGGUACAUGUGUGGACCUCAUCAAUGAUUUUGAGUGUGUUUGUGUUUCUGGAUUCAAUGGCACGAACUGCACAAAUGAUAUCAAUGAAUGUGCGGAUGAACCUUGUCAGAAUAAUGGAACAUGUGUAGACCUCAUAAACAACUACGAAUGUCUCUGUGUUCCCGGUUUCAAUAACACCAACUGCACAAACAAUAUCGAUGAAUGUGUCAGUGAACCUUGUCACAACAAUGGUACAUGUGUGGAUCUUAUCAAUGAUUAUGAAUGUGUUUGUGUUCCUGGAUUUAAUGGCACUAACUGCACAAACAAUAUGGAUGAGUGCGCCUCAGUACCAUGCCAGAACAAUGGAACCUGUAUUGAUUUGAUCAAUGAUUACCAAUGUCAGUGUGUUGUCGAGUUUAAUGGUACAGAUUGCUCAACAAAAUCAAAUUUAAUGAAAUACAAGCUUGUUUUGAACCUCGACGUGACAACAACAGAAAAUUUGAGCAUAGAAGCAGAUUACAUAAAAGUAGAGAAUGAAGUUCAACAAGCAUUAUCUGAUAUCUACAGUAAAAGGAUCAAAGGAUCAAAAGUCAUUAUAAAAAGCUUGAGGAAAGGCAGCUUAAUUGUAGAUUUCGACCUCAUCAUACCAGACAGCCCAACAUCAAAGGUUGUCGUCGUUGACACAGUGUAUAAGCUUGUAAACGGCCUGUUGUUCGUCAACUUCUCAGGAGAAAUUGUCAACGUUACCACUGCCACAAUACAACAUUCAACAUACGGCGAGGUUAUCAUCACCAACUCAACUAAUGGGUGUGCUGUUGUGAACUCACAAGGGGCUUGUGACGCGGGAUAUAGUUGUCAAGAAUUCAUAAAUCAGACAGUUGCAUGCAUUCCUAUUGUUAGUAAGUAUAAAUGCUUUCUAUGUUUAUGUUAUAACAAUGCUAUGAUAUAUUCUACCCGUAUACUUUUUCUUAGAUUUCUGUAAAUGAAAUAUAUAAGUAUUAUAAAGAAUUGUGAAA